Cavia porcellus (domestic guinea pig) is the source of this 2262-nucleotide messenger RNA. RefSeq names its product family with sequence similarity 163 member B (gene Fam163b). The record is from RefSeq and is a predicted model, not a curated record. The transcript has 3 exons. Bases 223 to 744 code for a protein of 173 amino acids. NCBI's taxonomy places the organism in Eukaryota, Metazoa, Chordata, Mammalia, Rodentia, Caviidae.
GCCAGCAGGUCCGGAGCCGCCGCACGGCAGCGCGCAGGGCUCCCGCCGUUCCACGCAGUCGCCUCCCCGGGGGCUCCGGGGCCCCUGAGCCUGCCUCACUCGCCUGGCCCCGCAGGCCCGGCUGCCCAUCACGUGCGCCCAAGUCCUCGCGACUGGCGGCGCUGUUCCCGCGGUCAAGUGACUUUGCCAUCUGCUGCAGGCUGUUGAUGGAGAAGUGGGCGGAUGACAGCCGGGACCGUGGUCAUCACCGGGGGCAUCUUGGCAACUGUGAUUCUUCUCUGCAUCAUUGCUGUUCUUUGCUACUGUCGGCUCCAGUACUAUUGCUGCAAGAAGGACGAGUCAGAGGAGGACGAGGAGGAGCCGGACUUCGCAGUGCACACGCAUGUGCCGCCCCUGCACUCCAACCGCAACCUGGUGUUGACCAACGGGCCAGCAGCCCUCUACCCCUCCGCCUCCACCUCCUUCAGCCAGAAGUCGCCGCAGGCCCGUGCCCUCUGCCGCAGCUGCUCCCACUACGAGCCGCCCACCUUCUUCCUGCAGGAGCCCGACGAUGAUGAAGCCCAGGAGGAUGUGGGUGUGGGCGUGCGCAACGGAGGGGGGCGUGUGCCCUACAGGAGCAUCAGCCAGGAAGAUGUGGAGCUGCCGCCCGGGGGCUUCGCAGGCCUGCAGCCACUCAACCCUGGCCGCCUGUCGGCCAUGCGAGAGGCCUUCUCCCGGAGCCGCAGCGUCAGCACUGAUGUGUGACGCAGUGGCUAGCACCCGCUGCGUCCCAACACCCUACCCCGGGAGGCCCUGAUGCCAUGGCAGGAUACCCGUGUUGCCCACCCCAGCCCCAGGCCCAGGCCAGGGCUCUGCCAAGCUGCCCUCCUGUCCUGGUCUCUGUCCCUGUUCCUGUUCCCAGGGACCAGGUGUGGGGCUAAGGCUCAUGGAACACAGACGUGGCCACUGUGGGUUAGGACAGCUGGGCAGAAUAUGCAGCAAGCCUGGCACAGGGACGAGCGAGAGGCGGGAGGUGAAGAGAGCUGCUCUGGGCUGGGGCUCAGGGCAGGGGCCAUUUUCAAGGGAUGGGGAACAGCAAUGUGGCCCCUGUGGUCAUCCCACCCUGGCAUUGACCUUCUUACCUAUUCUAGGGAGUGGUCUCUGGGAUGUCAGGGCCCUGAUUGCAGGUGGAAGGUUCUGCACCUGCAGCCUGAACUCACUCCCUUCCCGUAUCUGUCUGUCUGUCUGUCUGUCUCUGGGCUCUGGGUGCCACGCACCUGCUGAUCCUGAGAUGUCCAUGCACUGAGCUCCCUGUAGCUGGACAGUACCCCCCACAAGCACAAGGGUGAGUCUUGGGGCAGCAGGGUCCUUGGCACAAGUGGGCACAGGAGAGAGAGGCCCUGCUUGGAGGGGGCUUGGCCCUAAACCCAGAGGCAGCCAGGCAGAGGUGGCCAGAACAGCAGCCUGAGUUUCAAAGCCCCCAGUGACCCGUGAGACCCAGAGGGGCCUUCAGAGCUCUGCCUCCGUCUCCCUGUCCAUGCUAGGAGGACGCUAGCUCUCAGCAGCAGCAGCAGAGGCCCCAGGGGAGGCAGAGCUGGGGUCACUUAACUUCCACGUGCUUCCUGCUGGAGCAAGGCCCCGGCCCAGCCCUCCUCAGUGCCCAAUGGGUCCAGUGGUGGAGCUGGCUGCCCCACGUGGAGGCCUCAUUGUGCUUGGGUCCCACAGACUACAGCUCGGUCUCCCUGGGCAUUCUGGGCUCUCCCCUUCCUUCUCAGUGGCUAAGAUGCCACAGAUCACCCCAGGGAUGUGCCCCAGGCCAGGGCACUGACACUGGAGCACAGUGCUGCCCACACAGAGGUGACACAGGGCCAGGCAAGCGCCCUCUUCUCAGGCACUCUCUGCCCCAGGCCGGACCCCAGGGAGAGGUGAGCACACCCACAUACCAAGGGACGGCCGUCCACACUGUUGGUACGGAACCACUGUCCCUUCCUUUCCUCUUCCUCGUCCCCCUGCCUGCCCAGGCCACACACCAGGGGUGUCGCUUCCCCAGCCCGGCCCCUCCCCUCCCUGGGUGGACCCCUGGGCAGGGGCUGCAUUUUGGCCUGGUCUCUCUCUUGACCCUGCCUGUCUGGCCGCUGCCCUCUGUACAGACCCUCGGGUCCCUAUGAAAUGAACUAAGCGUGCAUCCCCCUGGCUCACCCAUCACCACACCCUGUGGCCCGCUGGGGGGCCAUGGGGCUCCCAGAGCAAAGCAAAAGCCAAUAAACCUGUUUCCCACCCUUC